Molecule: messenger RNA, 3778 nt
Organism: Uloborus diversus
Lineage: Eukaryota; Metazoa; Arthropoda; Arachnida; Araneae; Uloboridae
Product: multiple C2 and transmembrane domain-containing protein-like
Exons: 21
Coding region: 97-2940 (947 amino acids)
Biological process (GO): regulation of neurotransmitter secretion
Cellular component (GO): synaptic vesicle membrane
Molecular function (GO): calcium ion binding
Source: RefSeq, a predicted model, not a curated record
UGUGCCCAGCUAAUUGUUGUUGGCCAUGCGAAAAAAUGGAUUAAUUGUCGAUUUUUCAUAAUGAACCUUUUUGCUUUUGUUCUUGAGUAGUUUAUUAUGCAAAAGGAAGUGAAAGUUAAAUCCCGAAAAUCAAUUUCCUUGGUGAAAAUGGUCACUUUUUUACAAGACGGAGACUGGAAAAUUCAUGGCUCCUCGGAUCGCAGCCCGCCCGAGGACGGAGUCCGGAAGCGGAAGAGGUUCGUCCGGCCCAAGGCCAAGAGCCAGACAGACCUCACGAGCCGGUCGGAGGACGGAGAGGAGGAGGCGCCCCCCUCCCUGUCGCCCCAGCCCCCCGCCACAGUGCCCCCCUCUCCCUACAAGAAGAUCCUCGGCUUCAAGUCGGGCAAGAAGAUCCAGAACGUCAUCCACACGCUGAGGAAGUUCAAGAUCCGGCACCACAGCAGGGGGAAUGCCUCUGAAAGGGGCAAGACCGCCAUGCACAACAAACGCCUCUGCGCCAGCCAUCCGAACGUCUCGACGAGCGACCUCGCCGCCGUGGCGCGCAACGGACGCGCGACUGCCCGCGACGACUCGGACGUGUACGAGGGCGGCCCCGCCGCCGCCCUCUGCGACGGCGCCAGCUACUCCGACCCCACCAUCCACCGGGACUCGUCCGCCUCGUCCAGCCCCGCCCGCCAGCUGCGCGCCUUCGUGGCGGCGAGGACGGCGGCUGCGGCGAGGCCUGCCGACGUCGACGACGACGACAACAUGCGCGACAGCGGCAUCACGGUCGACGCGCCGGUGGCCUCGGCGACGGAAGAUGGCCUUAUAAAACAGAAACUUGUUGCCCUGCGUCAGCAUCCAUUUUUCCAAUUGGAAGUGCACCUUAGAUUUGGAAAGGAUCUUCAAGCUAGAGAUGCUUGUGGUACUAGUGAUCCUUAUGUUAAAUUCAAGAUCUGUGGCAAGCAGCUUUAUAAAAGUCGUACUGUUAACAGAACAUUGGAGCCAUACUGGGAUGAAUUUUUUACGAUUCCUGUUGAAGAUGUAUUUGAACCCUUGCACAUUAGAGUUUUCGAUUAUGAUUUUGCUUUCCAAGAUGAUUACAUGGGAGCCGCACAAAUUGAUCUUACACAGUUAGAAUUGAAUAGGCCUACAGACAUAGCAGUGACCCUCACAGAAUCCGGGAAACCAGAUGUAACAAGUCCAUCAUGGGGUCAGAUAUUCAUGACCUUAACACUAAUCCCAAAAACUCAGGAAGAAAAAGAGCAAUUUUUCAACAAAGGUUCUCUUUUACGGUUGGGUUUUAACUCUCCGUCUGCUAGUCCAGCUAUCAAAAGGCAGAAGACUCAGAUGUGGGAUUCUGUUGUUACCAUUGUUUUAGUUGAAGGUAAAAACCUAUUAGCCAUGGAUGAAAAUGGAACUAGUGAUCCCUAUGUCAAAUUUAAUUUAGGAAAUGAAAGGUAUAAGUCAAAGGUAAUGUUCAAAACUUUAGAUCCACAGUGGUUAGAACAGUUCAACCUUCAUAUGUAUGCAGACCAGCCAAAAGUCCUAGAAAUUUCAGUUUAUGAUAAAGAUUUUCAUGGAAAGGAUGAUUUUAUGGGAAGGUGUACAAUAGAUUUAAGUGGCUUUGAAGAAGAAAAAACGCAUUCAGUUUGGAAAGACCUUGAAGAUGGAGCAGGAUCGAUUUUUCUUCUCAUUACUAUCUCUGGUACUAUGGGGGCAGAAACGAUAUCUGACCUGACAUCUUAUACAUUUGAUACCAGCACACAGAGAGAAUUAAUGGCAAAAUAUAGUUUAAUGAAUACUAUGAAAGAUCCUUUUGAUAUUGGACAUUUAAUGGUUAAAGUUUUCAAAGCACAAGGCUUAGCAGCUGCCGACUUGUGUGGUAAAAGUGAUCCUUUUUGUGUUUUGGAACUUGUAAAUGCUAGGCUACAAACGCACACAGAAUAUAAGACUUUAACUCCAGAAUGGAAUAAGAUAUUUACUUUUCAAGUAACUGAUAUGCAUUCUGUGCUGGAAGUUACAGUGUAUGAUGAAGAUAGAGACAAACGAUGUGAAUUUUUAGGAAAAGUUGGCAUUCCUCUUUUAAAGGUUAGAAAUGGUGAAAAGAAGUGGUAUGUUUUAAAAGAUAAGAAAUUGAGGACAAGGACAAAAGGACAGAUCCUACUAGAAAUUAAUGUGUUUUACAAUCCUCUCAGAGCUAGUAUAGUAACUUUCACUCCUAAAGAAGCAAAAUAUAUGCAACAGGAACAAAAAUUCAAGAGAUCGAUAUUCGUAAAGAAUGUGAAUAGGGUAAAACUUAUGCUUUUUGGAGUCAUAGAAAUUAUUAGAUUUCUCAACAGCUGUUUUUUAUGGGAGUCGACUCUUCGCAGUAUUUCUUCAUUUGUUGUUUUCCUUGUGAUCACAUAUACCUUUGAAUUCUACAUGUUGCCAAUUGCAUUAUUAAUUCUUUAUGUCAAGAAUUAUGUCAUUUAUGCUCUUACAGGGAGGCAAAUUGCCAGUAGAGAUGAUGAAGAGAUAGAAGAAAUAGAUGAUGAUGAAGAUGAUGAUGACAAAGAAGAUAAAGGAGAAGAAAAAAAGUCGUUGAAAGAAAAGCUGCAAGCUGUGCAAGAUGCAACUGCAAUGAUUCAAAAUAUAUUAGGAGAAGUUGCUUCCUUCGGUGAAAGAUGUAAAAAUACCUUCAACUACUCUGUGCCAUUCCUCUCUUGGCUAGCAUUUCUUGUUCUGCUCUUAGCGACGAUAGUUUUAUAUUUCAUUCCUGUCCGUUAUCUUAUAAUGGCUUGGGGUAUCAACAAAUUUACAAAGAAACUACGAAAUCCUCAUGCAGUGCCUAACAAUGAAGUACUUGACUUCAUAUCUAGAGUGCCAGAUGAUGAAGAAAAAGUCAUGUAUCGGGAACUAAAGCCGAUGUUUGUCGACUUGACGGACAGUGAUAAGAAGAAAAAGAAGAAACGCAACUGAAUGCAACUGCCACUACUGAAACGAAUGAACUUACUAUGUGAAACGAAUCAACUAGGCCUUCUUUGAAUGAUAGAAUUGCCAAAGGAUUUAUUCAUCUUUUUCUAUGAUAUCUGCAUGCCAUCUGUGAUUUCAAAUCAAACUGUUUCUAGGCGUCAGGGAAGCAUUUAUUGCCAUGUUGCCAUUUAUCAAAGUCGUUGUCUGUUGGCAUUAGCAUUUCUUAAAUUGUGCGAUAUCAUUUGCUCAUUGGUGUUUCAUAUCCGAUAUUUUAACUAUGAUAUUCUAGUCAACUGUUAAAACUCCUGAUAUCUAGUCAAUCGAGUAGCCUUACAAAAUUGACUAGUUUUGAACUAUUUUUGUACUCUAUGAGGUAAAUCAUUCCAAUCAUUAUCGAGUGUUUGUUCGCAUUUUAAAGCGUGUUUUAUGCGUGGCAUAAGCGAGAUUCAAUUGCAUGCCUCGAAUUUUGUUCCGAUUUAAUUUGAGUUAUGCACGAAAUGUGAUUUUAAAGUGUACAGGAUUUUAGUUUUUUAAAUCAAAACUUAUCUUUGUAACACUUGCGUUUUUAUUUUAACUUGCAUGUGCCACAUUAAGAAGCUUAUGUAUAUAAUAAUCUUACUUUUAUCUCUAAGCAAUACAGUUUUAAUGAGAAUUUUAUUGCUUGAAAAAAGUUGACUUUAAAUAUGAAAUUAUAAAGCCUUAAUCUUGAAUCAAAUGAUUUUUUCCCAUUGUUCUCAUGUCUAUUUACUACUACUUAUGAAAUUUUAAUUUAAGGUUUUGUUGUAAAUGAACUGUUUUGUGCAGUUCCUGUUUCAUUGUCCUUUUAAAAUAUUUCUAUCAAUUU